Messenger RNA from Fusarium sp. VM40, 3711 nucleotides. The record is from the annotation of a GenBank genome assembly. Lineage: Eukaryota; Fungi; Ascomycota; Sordariomycetes; Hypocreales; Nectriaceae.
AUGGCAUCUCCUGUUCUCCAACGUCCCGCCCUAGGACAAGUUGCCACCCUGGGAAGUCUCUACGAUGCUCGCAGUGACACCUUCCUCCCAUUGUCCUUUUUCAACAAACCUUUGCCCGUCGACGCUGUCAAGAGCACCAAAUGCUCAUCCCCCGAAACCAGAAUCAUCAGCGGUGACACCUUAAAAGACAAGUUCGAUGCAUGUGGUAUCGAUGGUGAACUGGGUGUCAGCGUCCUGGCUGGGCUUGCCAAAGUCGAGGGAUCUGGUCUAUACUUGUCGCACGAACUCGACACGAACUAUGCUGUGCAGGGUUCUCUACUCUAUGAUGACAGGAGUCUUAAAGAGGACCUUAACCUCUCCGCUGGUUGUAUUAAGGAAUGCGUCGCACACACCAAUUUGGAUACUGGUGCCGCCACUCACGUCGUGACUGGUAUCUCCCGGGGUGCCCGCUACAUUUUCGCCGCCAAGCGACGACUGCAGCCCUUUCAAGACAGACCCCAGGCAUCUGAAGAGCUAGAGUCACAGUUGUCUAUUCUCAAGGCAGCAGUGUCAUCAGGAGUUGUGGAGACGACCUUUGAUUUCACUGGAAAUUCUACCGAACUAGUUGUAUAUGCAGAUAACCUCGCCAACGCUCCCUUCUCGACUAACUUUGCUGACCUUCAAAAUGUCAUCGAGAAGUUACCUGGUGACGAAAAGCGCCAACCAAUUUCCUACACCCUUAUGCCGCUCUCCCUAAUGGCUGCUUUUGGAAUACUUGACAUCGAGGCCGAUACCACCUACCGUCCGUUGGGGGUUGACUGUAGCCAAAGAUGUGUACAGAUAUUUGACGAUAUCCGAGACGCAAGCCAGAGACUGAGCAAAUAUUUCGAUGGACUAAAUUAUUAUCCAGCAUGUGCUCCAGCUGAACAUGUUUACUCAGUCAAACGACUCCUCGAUAGGGCCAUAAAUUUCCAGACAAUACCCGAUACUGACUUCGCAUUUCUGGUUACGGAGGCCCGAAAUGGUAAGGUGAGCAACCAGGAACUCUGUACUCGGCUCACAGACCUCACUGGUGAGCACUCGCCUCACGCCAUGGUAGCUGCCAGAACACAUGAAGGGAAGAUGGAUUUCCAAGACCUUCUUACGCAGAGGGGAGCACACAUGGUCGGCUAUGACAGCCCAUCAGUAUCGACCUUGUUGCACGAGAACCACUAUGAUGAAGCCUUUGUCCUUUACUUCAACGAACAUGUACGUCAUACAUCCGACGCGUGGGCUGACAAUCUUGCUGCCUUCCUCGAUAUACUGGAAGAUCAGUCUUAUGAGAAACUCGCUAUCGCUGUCGACCAGGAGGCCGUUGACAACGAUUCUCAUGGUACUUUCCUAGAGAAACCCUAUAUUUCACACCUACGCAGAGGAAGAAUUGUUAGCGAAGACCUUGUAGAGAGUCGCAAGAUCCUCGCAGCUAACUGUGUGAUGCGGGUUGCCGAGGACGCGCUGGAUCGCUCUGUGAACAGCAAACCUCUUGACCGAAGAGCCGUCAGGAUCCCCUGCCCACACUAUGGCUGUGACCAAAAGUUACAGUGCAACUGGAUCUGUGGCUCUUGUCAGGCCGGUGUAGAGUACGGUAUUGUUGAUGGCCUCCUUUACUGUGAUUGCGGAGCCAGCACCUACUACAAAUGGAUGUUUCAAUGCAAUGACCCGAGACACGGAUCGGGUUGGCAUCGCUACAAGCGAGAGGAACUACUUGAGUUGCUGAAGGCGCUGGAGCCGUUCGAGGAUCUUAACAUCUUGAUCCUAGGCGAGACAGGAGUCGGGAAAUCGACAUGGAUCAAUGCAUUUAUCAACUAUCUCUCGCAUGAAUCAGUUGACGACGCAUUGGAGGCUGAGAACUUCAAAUGGGUCAUUCCUUGUUCGUUCCAAACACAAACAGUUGCUGACGGCAGGUUUGUCGAAACUGAGAUCAAAAUUGGCUCGAGCCAAUCGGAGAAAGAUGGUUCUGGGGGUCAAUCGGCGACGCAGUCGACCAAAGUCUACACUGUUGAUAUCGGCAAAACACGUGUCCGUCUUAUUGACACGCCAGGAAUUGGCGAUACUCGCGGUGUCGACCAAGACAACUCCAACAUGAACGACAUUCUGUCGGUUCUGCGGACUUAUGAUAACCUCCACGGGGUCCUCAUCCUCUUGAAACCAAAUGCCGCUCGACUGACCGUCAUGUUCCGAUUCUGCAUCAAGCAGCUGUUAACACACCUCCACCGCAAUGCUGCCAACAAUAUUGUAUUUGGGUUCACCAACACCCGCGGCUCCAAUUACAAGCCUGGCGACACCUUCAAGCCUUUGAACUCUCUUCUAGCCGAGUAUGAAGAUGUCAAGAUGGGCUUGUUCGAGAAUAACGUGUACUGUUUCGACUCAGAAAGCUUCAGAUAUCUUGCCGCUAAGAAAAAAGGAAUCGACAUGGGCCACUUGGAGGACAACCGUCGCAGCUGGGAAUAUUCUGUAGGGGAGUGCGAGCGGCUUGUUAAGUACUGCCAAAGCAUCACUCCUCACCAAGUACGCAGCACUAUUAACCUCAACGAAACUCGAAAUACAAUCCACCGACUCACAGAACCCAUGACGGCUAUAGCAGAGAAGAUCAGAGCGAGCAUCGACGUGAACAAGGAUGCCAUCAAGGAGCUGCAGGACUUUGAGCUCACACGGAAACAGCUCCAGGAACGCCUCUUUGUCCAAAGGGAAAGUCUUAUGUCGGUAAAGGUUGACAGGCCCCAGACAGUAUGUACACACGAUGAUUGCGUCGAGAUACGCACCGAUUUUGAAGGCACUACAGAGGCCACAACUGUCUAUAAGACUGUUUGCCAUGAAGGUUGCUUUUUGAUUAGUGUUGAUCGCAACAGAAAGGGUCACCCUGAAUUACAAAGCUGCGGUGCUAUGGGACCAGGCGGAAUGUGCGAAUGCAACCACAGCUGGAUGGAUCAUAUGCAUAUCUACUACAAGUAUGUGCCUACAAUGACCCAGCACCGAGAUAAAGCGAUAGACGAAGAUCUCAGCAAGAACGCCGACAAGAUCCAGUUGAGGGAAGAAGCAAUCCGGAUGAAGAAAGAGGCCAUUGAGGAAUUCAAGCUCGAGCACCGGCAAGUCCAGGAAGCGGCCAUCCAGUUUGGCUUCUUCCUCCAGCGACACGCCAUCACGCCCUAUAACGACGCUACAGUUGAGUACCUCGACAUGCUCAUCGACCAAGAGAGGCAGAAGAUGAAUGCCGGCGGAUCAAACCAACGACACCGUAAACUCAAGAAGGAAAGAGCGGAAUAUCUUCAGAAAGUGGAAGUACUGGAGAAGGCCAUGAAACAUGGCGAUGAGUCCAAACUGCUCGACGAUGCAGGUGUAGCGCAGCUGGUAGAUAGCCUCUACGGCCUGCCGCAAUUUGGUGGUGACCUUCGAAAAAUUGUCAAUAUCCAGGAGAGGGCUGCUGAUGCUACAUAUCGGGAGCGGUCCUACAAUGUUACAGGGGGCGCGCGAUUCCGUCGUCGACAAGAAGCCCGAACUGAGCAUGAACAUCUUGUAGGGUCACCUUCGGCUCCGAUGAAAAGGUCUUCAUCUUUUGAACGGAUCCCUGGGUCGUUUCCCAGGGAACCGACUGGAGAUACGGUCAGAACGGAACGUCGUGCACGUUCUAUUCCACAGAGUAGAUCAAGCAGGCGGGGAUUCUGGACAACUUUCAAGAGCUUUAUCCAGCUUUGA